UCUAUUUCUGUCCCGAGGCUCAGCUGAUUGUGGGCCUUGAAGAUUCUGACCCUCCCUGAUUUUUUUCCUCACUCAGUUGUUCAGGCUUAUUAGGAAAAGAGGGAGUUGUCCAAGAGCAGAGGAGAGGGCUCGCUGUGCGUAAAGUUUGGCACUGAGGGAUGCAGCUCUCCGGGUUGUCGAAGUGAGAACCUUUGACUUUCUUUACAACGCCUUUACAUCCCUUUGUGGAGCUGCUGUCACUUCUCUCUCUCUCCACCACUUUAAGUCUCCAGCCCCAAACUUCAGCUUGUUUUUUAAUCGGCGUCCUCCCGCUGGCUCCCGACGAGGAGGAUGGAGACGAGCCCCAUCCCGGUGGUGACGGUCCAAACCGCCCCCUUCGACGACCAGCGGCCCGGCACCAGCGGGCUGCGGCGGAAGACGGCGGUGUUCGAGGGCAAGAAGAACUACCUGCAGAACUACAUCCAGAGCCUCCUGUCCUCCAUCGACCUGCGGGACCGACAGGGCUGCACCAUGGUGGUGGGCAGCGACGGCCGAUACUUCAGCCGAGCUGCCAUCGAGGUGAUCGUGCAGAUGGCAGCUGCUAACGGGAUUGGUCGUCUGGUGAUCGGCCACAACGGCCUCCUGUCCACCCCCGCUGUUUCCUGCAUCAUCAGGAAGAUCAAGGCCAUUGGUGGGAUCAUCCUCACAGCGAGUCACAACCCCGGAGGCCCCGCUGGAGACUUUGGCAUCAAGUUCAAUGUAGCAAACGGAGGUCCGUCCCCGGAUACAGUGAUGGACAGGAUCCACCAGGUGAGUCGGACACUGGAGGAGUACGCCAUCUGCCCCGAUCUCCGCAUUGACCUCUCCAGGCUGGGGAGGCAAGAGUUUGACCUGGAGAACAAGUUCAAACCUUUCAGAGUGGAGAUUGUGGACUCAGUGGAGGUGUAUCUACAGCUGCUGAGGAACAUCUUCGACUUCACUGCCAUUAAAAGUCUCCUCACGGGACCAGAGCAGCUAAAGAUACACAUAGAUGCAAUGAAUGGAGUGAUGGGCCCCUAUGUACGUAGGAUCCUGUGUGAUGAGCUGGGGGCCCCUGCUAACUCAGCGGUGAACUGUGUCCCUCUGGAGGACUUUGGCGGCUGCCCUCCCGAGCCCAACCUGACGUACGCCACCACUCUGGUCGAUGCCAUGAAAGGAGGCGAGUUCGGCUUCGGAGCUGCGUUCGAUGCCGAUGGGGACCGGUACAUGAUCCUCGGAGAGAACGGCUUCUUUGUUAACCCAGCUGAUUCAGUGGCCAUCAUGGCUGCCAACCUCGCCGCCAUCCCCUACUUCAGACAGCAUGGCGUCAAAGGCUUUGCCAGGAGUAUGGCCACCAGCACCGCCCUUGAUAGGGUAGCCAAGGCCAUGAAACUGGCGCUUUAUGAAACUCCGACUGGCUGGAGGUACUUUGGGAACCUGAUGGAUUCUGGGCGUUGUUCCCUCUGUGGGGAGGAGAGCUUCGGGACAGGUUCAGACCACAUACGUGAGAAAGACGGUUUGUGGUCGGUGCUGGUGUGGCUCUCCAUCAUGGCGGCCAGGAAACAGGGAGUGGAGCAGAUAGUCAGAGAGCACUGGGCCAAGUUCGGACGCAACUACUUCUGCAGGUUUGACUACGAAGGCCUGGAUCCUCGUGCAGCCUUUUACUUUAUGAGGGAUCUGGAAGCAGUAAUCUCAGACAAAGCAUUCCGCAGCCAGAAGUUUGCUGUAGGAGAGCACAUAUACAGCGUGGAGAAGGCCGACAACUUCGAGUACAUCGACCCCGUGGACGGAACGGUGUCCCGAAACCAGGGUUUAAGGAUCGUCUUCACCGAUGCGUCACGCCUGGUGUUCCGGAUGAGCGGCAGCGGCGGAGGAACGGGCUCCACAGUUCGCAUUUAUGCUGAGAGCUUCGAGAGAGACGCUGAGAGACACAGCAGAGAGACACAGGUGGUGCUGGGUCCUCUCAUCGCCAUCGCCCUGAAGAUCUCCAGCAUCCACGAGCGGACGGGACGCCGCGGCCCAAACGUCAUCACAUGAGCGAGCAGGAAAACACACAUGCACAUGCACGUUCAUCCACCAGCUCACACAGACACCAAUCCCCUCAAAGCUUCUCUGUAGCUUCAGUUUUCAUUUUUUUCAUUUUUCCUUUAAUGACGACUCAACGGAGGCUGCAGGAGUUUAUCUCUGAAAAAGAAAAUGAAUGCUGCACGCUAUUAUCUCACCUGUGCAUUGACCACUAGUGGAAACCAUAGCAUGGUGUCUCAACCAGGGAGGCUAUUUAAUUAUCUCUUGGGAUUAAUAGUGAAACAUGUGUCAACAGCAAACAAGUUCUGUGCAGACUGACGAUUAAUGUUUGUGCCUCGCUUUUAUCAAAAGAGAAAUUGUCCGUAUUGUAACUCACGCUGGUUUUUGUAUAACGGUGCAGUGUUCACUUUUCAUGUUGCUUCCCUUUCCCCCCCCCCCAUAUACAUUAUGUCACAGUGUAUUUUUUUUUUUACAACCAUUUCAUGCAGAAGUAAUCAUUUUGUCAAAGCGUGAAAAUAAAAGCGACAUUGCAUCACAGCUAAUACAACAUAGUGAAGGGAAUUACAGUGUUUGAAGUAGAAGCAUAUCUCGCUGCAUGAAGACGUGGGGAGUUUUCACACUCAUGUUUACUGCCUGAGGAGCAAAUGUAAAAUAAUGGCGCCUCAGCAAGAAAAGGAAUGAAGGAGAGGAAGAAAAAUAUAUUCUAAAAUGAUUUUACUCUUUUCCUUUAAUUUGUCAGUUUAGGCCUUUGGGAAUGCCACAUAACCAUAUUUGAAUAUAUUAUUUCUUUUUCUUUUUUUUAAAAAUCCCAAUAAACUUUUUUUUUGUGUGUGUA
This is a messenger RNA of Hippoglossus stenolepis (Pacific halibut), 2857 nucleotides long. It is a transcript of the gene pgm5, whose product is annotated as phosphoglucomutase 5. The coding region runs from base 331 to 2034 and encodes 567 amino acids. The record is from RefSeq and is a predicted model, not a curated record. The transcript has 11 exons. Gene Ontology annotation, biological process: carbohydrate metabolic process; striated muscle tissue development; myofibril assembly. Gene Ontology annotation, cellular component: sarcolemma; adherens junction; cell-substrate junction. Gene Ontology annotation, molecular function: magnesium ion binding; phosphoglucomutase activity. NCBI's taxonomy places the organism in Eukaryota, Metazoa, Chordata, Actinopteri, Pleuronectiformes, Pleuronectidae.